UGAUGAGGGCAGCCGCGCGCUCGUUUCCCGGGCUGCGGCUAGCCUGGCGUCCGGGGCCAGCGACUGCCAGGGAUUGGGGUGGAAGAGCCCGGACUACGGGAGGAGCAGAGCACGCCUCAGUUACAUGUCUGGAGUAUUUGUGGAGAAGGAUGGGUCCCCUUCGUGGAUCUAGACUUUCUCAACUGCGGACUAUAAAGAUUAACUAGGUCGAAAAUGGAGAAUCAAGAACCAACAGAUUCUUCUCAAAAUACCAAACAGCGUGUUAUUUCAGAGGAGUUAAUUUCAGAAGGAAAAUGGGUCAAGCUUGAAAAAACAACUUACAUGGAUCCUACUGGUAAAACUAGAACUUGGGAAACAGUGAAACGUACAACCAGGAAGGGGCAGUCUGCUGAUGGCGUAGCAGUUAUCCCAGUGCUGCAAAGGACUCUUCAUUAUGAGUGCAUCGUUCUGGUAAAACAGUUCCGACCACCAGUGGGCGGCUACUGCCUGGAGUUCCCUGCAGGUCUCAUUGAUGACAAUGAGAGCCCAGAAGCAGCUGCGCUUCGGGAGCUGGAGGAAGAAACUGGCUAUAAAGGCGAUGUUGCUGAAUGUUCCCCAGUUGUAUGUAUGGACCCAGGUUUGUCAAACUGUACCACACAUAUUGUGACAGUGACAAUCAAUGGAGAUGAUGCAGAAAAUGUAAGACCUAAGCCAAAGCCAGGGGAUGGAGAAUUUGUGGAAGUAAUUUCUUUACCAAAGAAUGACCUGCUGAAUAGACUUGAUGCUCUGGUAGCUGAAGAACAUCUUACAGUGGAUGCCAGAGUCUACUCCUAUGCACUCGCGCUGAAACAUGCAACCACGAAGCCAUUUGAAGUUCCCUUCCUGAAAUUUUAGGCCAAAGAGAACACUGGCCAUGUUUUUGUAAAUGAGACUACCAGGCCUUCAUCACAAAGACUGUAUUCAACUUAAUGUAGAUUUGAAAUUAGCUUUUUGAUAAAAUAAAAGAGCACAGAAUGCA
Messenger RNA from Chinchilla lanigera (long-tailed chinchilla), 997 nucleotides. RefSeq names its product nudix (nucleoside diphosphate linked moiety X)-type motif 5 (gene Nudt5). Gene Ontology annotation, biological process: ribose phosphate metabolic process; nucleoside phosphate metabolic process. Gene Ontology annotation, cellular component: nucleus. Lineage: Eukaryota; Metazoa; Chordata; Mammalia; Rodentia; Chinchillidae. The transcript is spliced from 10 exons. Bases 214 to 873 code for a protein of 219 amino acids. Gene Ontology annotation, molecular function: ADP-ribose diphosphatase activity. The record is from RefSeq and is a predicted model, not a curated record.